This is a messenger RNA of Cylicostephanus goldi, 705 nucleotides long. NCBI's taxonomy places the organism in Eukaryota, Metazoa, Nematoda, Chromadorea, Rhabditida, Strongylidae. The record is from the annotation of a GenBank genome assembly.
AUGUUGUGCGAGAGGUUCCACAAAACACUGAAGCACGACAUAAUGGAGGGGAAAGCGAACGUCAGGAUUGACAGCCUCAUGCACCUACUUAUCACUCUAACUGUAGAGAAGGAAGAAGAAAGAGAAAUUAUGGUUGCAAGAGGAGUGGAAGAGGGACGAUACAGACUACAGCAGCACCACAAAUCACACAAAUCCGCAGUCGAGAAGUAUGCGCAUCAGCAGCAUCAUAUUGUAGUAGCUGGCAAUGGGCUGUGGACAGUAGAGGACAAUGGCAAGACAUACCAUGUCAAGGAGCAAUACUGUCCUUGCGACAAAAAAGAUUUUGCUGCUGGGCGCAUGGACACCUUGUCGCUGCUCAACAAGCCUGAUGAAGAACUCUUAGCGACGCUAGAGAAAGCGGAAAAACUCCAAAAUGAAUUCCGCAAACUCAUGGCCGAAGCUGCGACACGAAUAAAUGGAAAGGAAAACGACGUACGACUUGCGCGUCGCCCUGAUGUGGCGAGUAAUGGCCGUCCCCAAGCACUUACGCCGAUAAGAAAGCUCCACAAAAGAUCUCAUCUGCGAAGUGUACAACAAGCAAAACGCAAGCUCUCCUUUGAGAUUCCGGAUUGCGCAGCAGGAGAGAGAGACACAUGUGCAGUGUGCCUUCGCAUGCAGCCCAGCAACAUGGGAAGCGAGACCACCAUAAGCUGGAUCGAAUGUCCC